Messenger RNA from Pectinophora gossypiella (pink bollworm), 1592 nucleotides. RefSeq lists its product as uncharacterized. NCBI's taxonomy places the organism in Eukaryota, Metazoa, Arthropoda, Insecta, Lepidoptera, Gelechiidae. The record is from RefSeq and is a predicted model, not a curated record. The coding region runs from base 170 to 1231 and encodes 353 amino acids. The transcript is spliced from 8 exons.
GGCGUCUUUCUCUAAAGUUGCGCAACUGUCUCGCUAUCUCGCUCGGGUAGCUUCUAGGCUACGACUCGAUAUCUAGUUCGCAUUUCGCGUGUGAUUAGUCGAGAUAAGCAACAUCUCAACCACGUUACAUUGGUCAGCAGCACAAACGAGCACGACAUAAGCUGCCAAAAUGUUUAAAAAUCAUUUAGAAAUGAUUGGCAGAAAUGAGACGGCAUCGAAGAAAGCCAGAUUUUGGCAAUCCUUCGUGCGGUCUCUAAAAGGAUCGGAAGACAUCAGGGCAGAGGAAAGGUACAGGCCGACCCGCCGCAGCGUGUUCCCCGAGCUGUCAUCCACGUACCCGUACACCAAGUCCAUCUACGACGACCCCGUGGUCGCGGCCGAGAGGAUCACCGUCCCCGGCUACCGCUACCUGCCGGUCCACCGCGAAGUAUACGGCUACUCCCCGCGCGCCAUCUACGCUCACAACUACCCCCGUUCUCUUGACCGGUACAGGCCAGUAUACCACGUACCGAGGCGCAUCCGACGAGGCGUGGACCCCUUCGACGCCCACAAGGCAUGGCAGGACCAUCUUGACAGGCUCGCCGCCAUCGACCGCCUGUACCCAUCCCGCUACGGUCUCUACCUCAAGGACCGCGCGUACCCCAUCACCGACCUGAGCGCCCCCAUCAUCGACCCCCUGCAGCCCAAGAGCCUUAAAGGCAUUGAAUAUGAGCCUGACAACAAACCCCACUGGGGAACAGGAGCGUUGCCGGAGCGGAUAUCGAACGCGUUCAAAAAGGAUCCCUUUUUCGCUGAAGCCGAAAAAUGGGCAGACUUUGACCGGUCAAUGAGAGAGCUCUCCCCUGCUCGGUCGCUGCGAGGGAUGUCCCCUACACCGGUGAAGCCGAGGAUAAGUCCGCCGCGCGACUGCGAAGUUGCUUACGAUGCCGAUGGUGCGCCGAUAUACACCCCCAGCCGCCGCAGGCCCUGCUGGGCUGAUAUUUUCAACCCGAGCCCUUCUCUACCGAUCUCGGCGAUCACGCGGGACCCCUUCUGGUACGACUGGCCCGAGCUGAAGCCCCUCGCUAGAUGGGACCGCAGCCCGUCCUACAUCCGGGACUCGUACCUGUCGCCCGUCAAACGCACCUACCUCUGGGACAAGCAUCCGAUUAGGCCCUUAGAUUUAAUGUUAGCUGACGCCUUCACCGUGGAUGAUCUAAGCAAGACAUUACCGUUCAUGCGUAGUCUAUAAAAUGCGAAAAGCUGCUGCUUUCUAAGGGGAGUCACAUCGAGCCCACUGUAAUUUAAGUAAUAUUUAUACUUCUACAAUUUCAUAUUUAAUUUAUUACACAAUAUAUCUUAUUAUACUGACUGACUAUGUUAUCAAAAUUAACAAAAAAUAUGCUAAAGAUCAAAUAAAUUCGAUUAAUAAAACUCUAAAUCAAAAAUAUUUCACUAAGAUCUCAAAGACUGCAAUAACAUAGUCACUGCCACAGAAAUGAAAAUUUGUUAUACUUACUUACUUAACUACGAUUUUUGUUUUUAUUAUUACGAAACAUUUUUAUGUACACCAAAAAUAAAAAAAAGUAAUAAAAUUUCGAAAAACGCAACGA